This is a messenger RNA of Anguilla anguilla (European eel), 2403 nucleotides long. Its product is annotated as zinc finger and SCAN domain-containing protein 2-like. Bases 155 to 1741 code for a protein of 528 amino acids. Gene Ontology annotation, biological process: regulation of transcription by RNA polymerase II. The transcript has 3 exons. Lineage: Eukaryota; Metazoa; Chordata; Actinopteri; Anguilliformes; Anguillidae. The record is from RefSeq and is a predicted model, not a curated record. Gene Ontology annotation, molecular function: DNA-binding transcription factor activity, RNA polymerase II-specific; RNA polymerase II cis-regulatory region sequence-specific DNA binding.
CUGCGGAAAUAAAUGGUCCUCAGAACUAACCUGCGAGAGUGCCAGCUAGCAUGUUAGCCGCGACUCCGAGUUUAUAGUUAAGGAAGCUACGAAAAAAAUAAAUGCUGUUUUAUUAAGGCAUUUAAAACGUGAGGUAAAAACGUUGGGUAAAAUUAUGAAUUAUGUUCAUUUUCAAACACAGAUAACCACCAUAAUGGAAAUCUUGUCAAAGUCAGCGAUAGCUGAGAUUACCAAAAUUUUUGACGACAGUUCCUCAGUUUUAUGUUUGAAAAUAUCGAGAUGUUUACACGAGAAUGAAGAGUUGAAGAAGAAACUACAGACGUUGCAGCAGGAGCUGAGGACGGCGCGAGGACAGAAAGAGGGAAUAGCAGGGGCGCGUGAGAGUCCUGUCAACACUCGAUCUGUUGGUGUUCAAUUUCUCGUGGAAGAGCCGUACAGAGAGAGAGGCUUUGUGCAGGAUUGGAGCUUCUGUCUGAGGAAAGAUGGAGAACCUGCAAGUGUGGAGCAGUCUGGAGACAUGGAGAAGGUCAGGCCUGAACCAGUUCUUAUCAAGCAGGAGAGACUGGAAGAGGUCUUGUGUUUCAGUGACCCACAGCCCACACCUGGAGCAGAGGAACAGGUAACACAGCCCACACCUGCAACAGAGGAACAGGUAACACAGCCCACACCUGUAGAAGAUGGGAAGAAACUGGACCCAGAGCCCACACCUGCAGGAGACCCAGAGGAGCUGAGUGAGCAGCACAGGUGUGAACACGGUGAUGAGGAGCUCAGUGGACUGGAGUUUGUGGUGAAGGCUGAGCAAGAGGAAGAGCAUGUAGCCCAGAGACUCAAUCAGACAGGAUGUGAACACAGUGCAGGAAGACUCAACAAUCUGGGCUCUGAGUGUGUAAUGUAUGAGAGAGACAGUCAGCUGUGGAGUUCCUUUACACAAGAGGACAGUGACAUAGAGACUGAUGAUCCAGUUUGUUCUAAGGCUACAGAAAAGUUCUCACAGAAUCUGUCUAUUCACACACAGCUACAACAUACUCCUGCCACCAUAGAAGUCUCUGGAAACACACUGUCCUCUUUUGGGCCUUCAUAUGUUGAGGAGUUUGAUAAGAUGAGUGAGAAGCCGUCUGUUUGCAGUGAGGAGCUCAGAUCAGAGGCCAUUCACACACAGCAGGGUCAGUACAGAGAGAGACUUGUGCACACAGUGGAGAGAGAGAAUCAGACAUUACUGCCCCAGCAGCAGCACCAUGGACCCUCAGUAAAACACAUGAGAGGCAGCAAGAGCCCAGCCCAGCCACACUCAGGCUCCCAGUAUGAGACCGGCUCUACUCUGAGUACCAGUGUUUUCAGUGCUGGGAAUAAGGAUGAGACUCAUGGACAAGAUAACUGUGCAAAGAAACCGUUCAUUUGCAUGUAUUGUGGGAAGAGUUUUAAUUGCUGUAGUCAUCUCAUCUCACAUCACCGAAUUCACACGGGGGAGAGACCAUACAGUUGUGCACAGUGCGGGAAGUGUUUCAGUCUCAAAGGUAAUCUUGUACAACAUGAGAGGGUUCAUAGUGGGAAUAAACCAUUUGGUUGUGCUCAGUGUGGGAAGAGAUUUGCUCGCGGAGCAAACCUUAGAGCACACCAGAGGAGUCAUACAGGAGAGAGACCAUAUCACUGCACCCAGUGUGGGAAGAGAUUCACUCGCCAGUGCAAUCUUCUCGUGCACCAGAGGAUUCACACAAGAGUGAAACCAUACAGCUGUAGCUAGUGCCAGACUACUUUUUUUAAAUGCCAUUUUGCUCCCAUUUUCUCCCCAAUUUAGUCGUUAUACCAAUUCCCCAUGUGUAUCACGGUCCUUAUCAAUGCUUCUGUUGGUCUGGGGAGGGUGUGGACUACCACAUACCUCCUCCGAUACAUGUGGAGUUGCCAGCCGCUUCUUUUCACCUACCAGCAAGGAGUUUCACUGGGAGAGCGUGAUGCGUGCGGAGGUUCAUGCUUUCUCCCCCAGGCCAACCAGUAGGAGUCGCUAAUGCAACGAUCAGGACUCUCACCCUCACCGGCUUCCCACCCACGAACACUGCCAACUGUGUUCGUAGGAACGUCUGACCAAGCCGGAAGUACCGCUGCCGGGGAUUGAACUCGGUGGUAGGCGAGUGCUUUUACCUCUACCCAGACUACUUUUUUAAAAUUUAAAGACCCUUCUAACUCAUCAGAUUUCACUGGUGAAAUAAACCGCUUUGAUUGAAGUGGUAUUGAUUAACAAUCUGUGUAUUAGGUCUUUGUGUUAAAGUUUGAGUUAAGGAAAGACAUUUUGCUCACAAAAUUCGACAAAGAUUUGACACGUGACAAUACAACUUGCAUCAGUGCUUCCAUUCGUGUGGGUUUCAUGACAUUAAAAUGUUUUAAAUAAAAGUGAAGCUUUGGCUUUUU